Lynx canadensis (Canada lynx) is the source of this 3654-nucleotide messenger RNA. It is a transcript of the gene ADGRL4, whose product is annotated as adhesion G protein-coupled receptor L4. Gene Ontology annotation, biological process: cell surface receptor signaling pathway; adenylate cyclase-activating G protein-coupled receptor signaling pathway. The transcript has 16 exons. Lineage: Eukaryota; Metazoa; Chordata; Mammalia; Carnivora; Felidae. Gene Ontology annotation, molecular function: G protein-coupled receptor activity; calcium ion binding. Gene Ontology annotation, cellular component: membrane. The record is from RefSeq and is a predicted model, not a curated record. Bases 68 to 2290 code for a protein of 740 amino acids.
CGUCCCGGGGACACGGCCCGCACACCCAGCCGCACUGCCGCCACCGCCUGCACCGCGGCCGCCGCCAAUGAAACUCCUCCCGCUCCUAGUGGGUUUUUCCACUUUGCUGAAUUGUUCCUACACUCAGAACUGCACCAAGACACCUUGUCUUCCAAAUGCAAAAUGUGAAAUACGAAAUGGAAUUGAAGCCUGUUACUGCAACAUGGGAUUUUCAGGAAAUGGUGUCACAAUUUGUGAAGAUGAUAAUGAGUGUGGAAAUUUGACCCAGUCCUGUGGUGAAAAUGCCAACUGCACUAACACAGAGGGAAGUUACUACUGUAUGUGUGCACCUGGUUUCAGAUCCAGCAGUAACCAGGACAGGUUUAUCACAAAUGACGGAACCCUCUGCAUAGAUAUAGAUGAGUGCAGUGGACCAGCUGCCUGUGGUGAUCAUGCGGUAUGUGAAAACGUGGACGGUGGGUAUAAUUGCUCCUGCAAGGAAGGUUAUCAGACAUCCACAGGAAAAUCUCAGUUCACGCCUAAUGAUGGCACUUACUGCCAAGAAAAUGUGAGUGCAGACUGCCAUCUAGAUAAUGCCUGUAUUGCUGCAAAUAUUGAUAAGAUGUUAACAAAAAUUAGACACAUAAAAGAACCUGUGGCUCUACUACAAGAAGUCUAUAGAAAUUCUGUGAAAGAUCUUUCACCAAUGGAUAUAAUUACAUAUAUAGAAAUAUUAGCUGAAUCAUCCCCAUUACUGGGUGACAUGAAUAGCACUAAUUCAACCAAGGACACUCCUUCUAAUUCAACUCUUACUGAAUUUGUAAAAACUGUGAAUAAUUUUGUUCAAAAGGACACAUUUAUCGUUUGGGACAAGUUACCUACGAAUCGUAGAAGAACUCAUCUUACAAAACUGAUGCAUGCUACUGAACAGGCUACCUUAAGGAUAGCUCAGAACUUCCAAAAGACCACUCAGUUCAAUACUAAUUCAAGUGAUAUAGCUCUCAAAGCUUUCUGUUUUGAUUCAAAUCACAUGAAAUAUAUUCAUCCCCAUAUGAAUGUGGAUGGAGAUUAUAUAAAGAUAUUUCCAAAGAGAAAAGCUGCAUAUGAUUCAUAUGGCAAUGUUGCAGUUACAUUUUUAUAUUAUAAGAGUAUCGGUCCCUUGUUUUCAUCAUCUGACAACUUCUUAUUGGAACCUCAAAGUUAUGAUAAUUCUGAAGAGGAAGAAAGAGUUGUUUCUUCAGUGAUUUCAGUCUCUAUUAGCUCGAACCCACCCACACUGUAUGAACUUGAAAAAAUAACAUUUACAUUAAGUCACAUAAAGACCACAGAUAAGUAUAGGAGUCAGUGUGCAUUUUGGAACUACUCACCUGACACCAUGAAUGGCAGCUGGUCUUCAGUGGGUUGUGAGCUGACAUACUCAAAUGAGACCCAUACCUCAUGCCGCUGUAACCACCUGACACAUUUUGCAAUUUUGAUGUCUUCUGGUCCUUCCAUUGGUAUUAAAGAUUAUAAUAUUCUUACAAGGAUCACUCAACUAGGAAUAAUUAUUUCACUGAUUUGCCUUGCCAUAUGCAUUUUUACCUUCUGGUUCUUCAGUGAAAUUCAAAGCACCAGAACGACAAUUCACAAAAAUCUCUGCUGUAACCUAUUCCUUGCUGAACUUGUUUUUCUGGUUGGGAUCAAUACAAAUACUAAUAAGCUCUUCUGUUCAAUCAUUGCUGGGCUGCUGCAUUAUUUCUUUUUAGCUGCCUUUGCAUGGAUGUGCAUUGAAGGCAUACACCUCUAUCUCAUUGUUGUGGGUGUCAUCUACAACAAGGGAUUUUUGCACAAGAAUUUUUAUAUCUUUGGCUAUCUCAGCCCAGCUGUGGUAGUUGGAUUUUCAGCAUCACUAGGAUAUAGAUAUUAUGGCACCACUAAAGUAUGUUGGCUUAGCACAGAAAACAACUUUAUUUGGAGUUUUAUAGGACCAGCAUGUCUAAUCAUUCUUGUUAAUCUCUUGGCUUUUGGAUUUAUCAUAUACAAAGUUUUUCGUCACACUGCAGGGUUGAAACCAGAAGUUAGUUGCUAUGAGAACAUAAGGUCUUGUGCCAGAGGAGCCCUUGCUCUCCUGUUCCUUCUCGGCACCACCUGGAUCUUCGGGGUUCUCCAUGUCGUGCACGCAUCAGUGGUAACAGCUUACCUCUUCACCGUCAGCAAUGCUUUCCAGGGGAUGUUCAUCUUCUUAUUCCUGUGUGUCUUAUCUAGAAAAAUCCAAGAAGAAUAUUAUAGAUUGUUCAAAAAUGUCCCUUGUUGUUUUGGAUGUUUAAGGUAAAAAUAGAGAACUGUGGAUAAUUUUUGCUCUACAUAAGAAAACCAAGCUGUGGAUGGCCAAUGUAUAAAAAUGACUUGAAUCAAUGAUCUAAUUAUUAAUUACUAGAUAAGUAUUUUAAAUCCAUUUUUCUGUUUACAGUGUAGAAACUGUAGAUAAGAUACCAUAAUUAUGUACCAUAUAGCUAUAGUUUGCUUUCCCACAUGACAUAGUUAGUUAUGUCAAAAUAGUAUUGCAAAUAUUUGAAAAGUAAUUGGUUUCUCAGGAGUGAUAUCACUGCGCCCAAGGAAAGACUUUCUUUCUAACACAAGAAAUAUAUGAAUGUCCUGAAGGAAACCACUGGAUUGAUAUUUUUGUGACUCAUGUUGCCUUUGAAACUAGUCCCCUAUCACCUUAGUAAUGAGCUCUGUUACAGAAAGUGGAAUAUGAGAGAAUGAAGGGGCAGAAUGUAAAGCAGUAAAAAGGAAAUGGCUAUUAUAACAAUGAGAUGUAUUUUGAGUAAACUUGUUUUUUUGUAAACUAAAUGAGAAAUUAUAGCUGAAAUAAUUGAAUAAACACUUCUUACCAUUGCAUGAAUUUUUCUGAACUUAAAUUUAUACUAAAACAACUUAGACCUUUUCUGUAUUUAUUUUCUUUCCUAAUAUUCAAAAAAAACCCACAAAACUUUACAAAUGAAAAGUCAGGCAAUUAUGUUCUGGUUUUUGGGUUAACAUCAUAAGGAGGUAUGUGCUGUUUCCAUACUAAUUUCAUAGAUUAUAACUUCAAAUCUUUAAUCAGAAAUACAUAAAUGUGUCAAACUAUAAUAUUUUUCAUGGCUGUAAAUGUAAAAAUUGUGUAUAUAAAAAUUGAAGUAUUCUCUUCUAUAACCUUUCAGUGUAGUGAGUAAUAUUGGAUCUCAUUAGGCUAGUAUAUUUGAGUUCUUUAUUUCUUUUAAUUUUGGAAAUAUUAUAGUUCACAUGACAAUAUUCCCUUUUAACUUACUAUUUUUAAAAGGGCAUUGUAAAUAUGAAAGUAUUCAGAAAGUGAAUUGCCAUUUUUUUCUGUUCAGAAAAGUACACAUUUAAAAAUGUUAUUUAUAACAAAGGAAUCACUGAGAACUGUAGAAAUGUUCACAGUGGAUAUAUUUUCUGACAGUUUUCUACUAUCUAUUAAAGCAUAUCUGCUUAAAUGUAUGGUUUCUAUCUAUCCUCAAAUCUUCUCAUUAAAAUGUGGAAGCAGGGAUUUUAUUUCAAAAAUAUGUAAUUGUCUGCACCUGCCUGUAGAAGUAUGCCAACACACUAAAUGUUGUGAUUUUAAUUUCUCCAGCUUUUAAAAUGAAGUCUGUCAAAACUUGCUCUAACAAAUAAAAUGUUAUCUAAAUGAAUACA